CACCGUGGCUACAGAGCCAAGGAUAAUAGGCUACUAGCCUACGCAAGAUUGAAUAACUUUUCAAUUCAUGACCACAGAGAGACUGUCAACGAAUACAGCAAAUAACUGUUGUUUUUAUGAGAACCAUAAGAAUUUGUGCAUGAGGCAGAUGCGGUGCGACUCGAGUUUCGCCAUCAGGUGGAAGACGGUGUCCCCUUGCUCUGGUCAGUCUCAUCCGGGGAAAGGAAGGAGAGAGCGGGGACCGUGAGAGGCGGUUGGGAAAAAUCGUUUUAAACGGUCAUCCUACUCGGAAUUCCAAGUCGGAAAGUCGGGCAUCUUUCUAGAGCUCCGACAUUUCGACCUGAAGACCACUGACGUCGUAAUUUGAUCUCGUUGACGAUCAGAUGCAGGAACACACUGAUCACACUGUGAUGGAGCUGAAUGCUGAUUAAGUGUCAUUUAUGACCACAUGGUAAACAGCCGCAUGAAAAGAGGAAGCAGAUAAAGUUGAGGCUACAGACAGAACAGAUCUGGCUUGAGUCUUGACAUUUCCUCACACCAUAACUUCUUGGAAAUAGGACUACAGAAUUCACUGAAUACUUAAGAGGAGACUAGAUAUAGCAGUCAGUCCACAUAAUGCGGGCCCAGGAUGGUCUAGAUCUGGAAGGUUAAUUACUGAGACCCACCUGCUGACCCUUGCCCAUGUUCUUCUGCUCCAGGGGACCUGUCCUCCUGCGCUCCCCAGGAAACAUGCUUAUCUUCUGGAUGUCUUGUGGAUCACUUCUCCCUCUCCUGGUCCUCUGCUAUAAUGGAAAAGACCGCUGCACAAUCCAGGAGAACAAACAAUAUCAUGUGUCCCCUGUGCUUGAGUCCCUGCACUGCUACAAUGACUAUAGCUCCUACGUCCACUGUAGCUGGGAAGAGAGUCCACACGCGUCCUCACAAGCCCUGUUAGCCCUAUACUACUGGGACGACACUGAGAACCGUGAGUCCCUGUGUAAACCAUAUGGUCAGCCAGCAUUGAAUGCCAACAACGGCAAGCUCACCGCCCAGUGUCAGUACGACACUCGUGACUUUGGCAUCAAUACCAACCAUGUCUUCUUCUUCAAUACCUCCUGUCCCCCUGCCCUGCUUCUGUCUAAGAAUUUGAGGGUGCGUCCACCAGUCCAUUUAUCACAGCAGCCUGUAGAGAGAGGGGGCCGUUUGCUCAGCUGGGAAAGCCCCUACCCCCCAACGUCCCUCCUGACCCCCACUCUCAACUAUCAGGUCAACUACAGGAGGUCUAACCAGGAUGACUGGACAGCAGUGAAGGUUCAAGACACCCGGCUGAGUUUGGAGCCUGAAGCUCAGGUGCCUGGCUGCCAGUAUGAGGCCAAGGUUAGGGCAAAGGGGAAGACAGGACUGUGGAGUGAGUGGAGCUCUCUAGUGACCUGGAUGACUGAGGACGACCCUGUGCCAGGCCCCUCCAGUGCGCAGUGUGUGGUGGAAGACGAGAAAGUGGUGACAUGCAGCUGGGAGGUGAAGAGAGACCUGGCUCAGUUCCUUACCUUCCAUCUGUCCUGCAAACGCAACCACACUGCACUAGCCCAGAAAUGCUGUGUUAACACCAUGGUCAGCGCUCCGUCCAGGGGUCCAAUGCUCAAAUACAGCUGCUCCUUCCCUGUCCCAGACUCAGAACAGCUAGAGGUGGAGCUCAUCCCCACAUGCAACAGCAAAACGUUUAAAACACAUAAAAACAUUCGUCCAAACCGUCCACUCCACGUGCAGAUAGAAGCGAGAGAUGGGAACUGGAUUCUAAAAUGGAAUCCGCCAAAAUCUAAUUUUGAACUCGCCUAUCAGGUGCACUACUGGAGUAAUGACACUCAGGAGGAUACCAGGUUCCUCAAUGUCUCCCAGGGGUCCCUCUCACUCUCCAUCCUGGGGGGGUCCCUGCGCCCCUCCGAGUGCUACCUGGUUAAGGUGAGAGCCCUGGUGGUCCCGGGAAGGGUUGAUACUUUCGAAGGAUCCCCCUCUGAAUGGACCGACCCAUUGGAGUGGACCUCACAGCCAGCUUCCUGGUCCAUCACCACCUUCCUCUACGUCUUCAUCAGUGUACUGGUGGCCAUUGUCUUCAUCACUCUCUAUGUAACCAUACCAGCCUGUCACAGGAGGUUAGUCUUGUGGGAGGUGUCUGUCCCGUCGCCCCUCAAGAGCAAGGCACUGGGAGAGGUCAUUAAGAAGUCUCCUGAUAGGUUGUUAUUUCCCGAGAGUGAGAGAAGUGAAAAUACCUACAUCUGCAGCGUACAGACACUGGAGAGCAGGGAGGAUAUCAGUCUCUGCUUUAGUUGCUCUUCAGAUAAUCCAUUGUGGUUGACCCCAGAUGUAAAGGCCAAUGGACUCUUCCAUUCCAUUGCCAAGGAGGAGUGGAAGAAGUAUGACCCAAACUUUUCCUCAAUACUUCUGUUGUCUGUGGACAGAUCUUGCCCUCCUGCUCUAGACUCAUCCGGAUUCAGCUUCAGUGGCCCUUACAUCUUGUGUGGGGACAGUUCACCGGCGCCGAGUGAGUUUCUGAGUCUGGAGCCUCCCCCUGAGGAGUCCGACAACACUCUCUCUAACUCUGACCCCUCUUCUCCCUCCUACUCUGAGAGGUCUGCCCCAUCCCCCUUGGAGUCGAGUGAGGGCUAUGUGGCGAUGCCUCAGGUCAGUGGUGGCCUGUCCAGAUCAACAACAGACGACAAUAAGAACAUUGGUAACAACAACGGCAACAAUGUCGUCAUCAUGGUAUGGCCCAAGUCAGAGCUCCUCCCACCCCAACCUAGCUCUAUGUCCACCUGCUCACCACUCAGUGAGAAUGAAGACCCUCCUCCAGCGUACAUGCCCACCACCACCACCCCCUUCACCUUGCCCCCAGUGGACCCUACCCUACAUACCUCUGGGUACUGCUUCCUCCCGGCUCUACAGGCACUUGGGGGCUGGGGCCAUGUGCAGUCUUCUGGGCCACCUAAAGGGGGCAGUCAAGAGCAGCAGGCAGGAAGGAGAGAGAGGAGGCAGGAGGAGCAGUGCAAGGAGGAUCCCUAUGUCAGACUGUCCCAGCUAGCCACUUAGCUAACCCCAUCUAAUGCUGGAAUACAUGCUCAGGACAUGAGGGCCUCUAUAGGCCACUGUUCUCAAUAUUUGAUCCAUUCUAACACUAACACACCUGACUCAACUAUUCACAAGAGCUUGAUUAUUAGUUGGGCUAGUUCAAUCAGGUGUGUUAGUGUUGGAAUGGACCACGUGUAAAACUAGUGAUUUGUGGUCACCGAAGACUGUGGCGCCUCAUACAGUAGCCUCCCUUGAUUACUCACAAUGCCCAGCAGAUGGCAGCACUGUACUUAGGGGACUGUACUUGUGUAUCUGUUGAACUCAGAGGUGGCCUAUGGAUUCUACUGUAAGGACUAACUACAAACACAGAAGCAUAGUGCAGUAAGCCAUUCCUCUCUGGGUGGUAAGGUGACUCAGGGCCAGAAUCCCAGGUUUCCACCACAUCACAUGGAUGGUACAUGUGUAACAGGGUGGCACUGUUGAGUUGGUGAGCGCAGCCUUAAGCCUCUGUCAGUGCCGGUGGCUGUUCCUGUCGUUCUACAGCAGGGGUCGGUCCACGGGCUGCAAAGUGUUGUGUUACAGAAUUAAAUCAAAUGUAAUUUGUCACAAGCUCCAUAAACAACAGGUGUAGACUUACAGUGAAAUGCUUAAUUUACAGGUCCUUCCCAACAAUGCAGAGAGAAAAAUAUAGAAAGAAAAUAACACAAGGAAUAAAUACACAAUGAGUAACGAUAACUUGACUAUAUACACAGGGUACCAGCACUGAGUUGAUGUGCAAGGGUAUGAGGUAAUUGAGGUAGAUAUGUACAUAUAUGUAGGGGUAAAGUGACAAGGCAACAGGAUAGAUAAUAAACAGUAGCAACAGUGUUAGUGCAAAGAGGGUGAAUGCAGAUAGUCUGGUUAGCUAUUUGGUUAACUAUUUAGUAUGGCUUGGGGGUAGAAGCUGUUCAGGGUCCUGUUGGUUCCAGACCUGGUGCAUUGGUACCGCUUGCCAUGCGGUAGCAGAGAGAACAGUCUGUGACUUGGGUGGAUGGAGUCUUUGACAAAUGUUUUCCUCUGACACCGCCUGGUAUAGAGGUCCUGGAUGGCAGGACCAUACGCACUACCCUCUGUAGCGCCUUGCAGUCUGAUGCCAAGCAUUUGCCAUACCAAGCAGUGAUGCUACCAGUCAAGAUGCCUUUAAUGGUGCAUCUGAAGAACAUUGAGGAUCUGAGGGCCCAUGCCAAAUAUUUUCAGCCUCCGGAGGGGGAAGAGACAUUGUCGUACCUGUAGUCCACGAUCAGCUCCUUUGUCUUGUUGAUGUUAAGAGAGAGGUUGUUGUCCUGGCACCACACUGCUACAUCACUGACCUCCUCUCUAUAGGUGGUCUAAGCAGCCUUAAUGAUGGUGUUGGACUUGUGCACAGCCAAGCAGUCGUGUGUGAACAGGGAGUACAGGAGGGGACUAAGCAUGCACCCCUGAGGGGCUCACAUGUUGACGGUCAGUGUGGCAAACUUUUUGCUUCCUUGGUUAAACGUGAGGACACAUUUCAAAAAUCGAGGGGAAAGAUAUGACAGGGUGGAACUGUUGAGUUGGUGAAUGCAGCCUUGUGCCUCUGUUGAUUGUAAUUACGGGUGUGGCCUUCAGUAUUUAACAUGGCUGUUCUUGUUGUUCUACAUAGUCGCAUUACCAUGAGAAGGUUGGCAUGCGCAGGGAGGAUGGGAGUGGCAACAUUGGGCUAGUCCAAAUUCUGAAGUAUAUCCGGGGAUUUUGUAAGUGUGUAUGGCAAGAGUACCCAUAUGCCAAUUUGACCCACUCUCCUUCUCCCCUUGGCAUUCCUUCGUGAGAGUAUUGUGCAACAUGUUCUGUGAACACGAGUAAUUGAUCUGAUCUGUGUUAUGCCAUAGCUCAGGCAUAUAUUGAAUAGAAUUGAGGAGUUGUCUGUCCCCUAAAGUUUUUUUAUGUCCUGUGAUAGGGAAUCAGUACGAGCUAGAGCUUCCAAGGAACAUGUAUGCCUGGAGCUGAAGAUGAAAUUAUGGUGUCAAAUAUUUGUGGGUUGUUCACUAUACCUCUGUCUAUUAUUCCCAUGCUCCACCCCCUGAUGUUGGAGAACCUGUGUGUUUCAGAUUAGUUCCGAGGACCUCCCCUCGUGUAUAGAAAUGUGCCGUACUACCGACUACAGGAAUAGGUAGAUAUAUGUAAAUCCCUUGUGUUACACAUCAGAAGAGGGCACACAGUAGUGAAGGCUGAGUCCCAAAUGCCUCCUUAUUCACUAUGUAGGGAAUAGGGUGCCAUUUGGGACUCAGACUUAGUGUAUCCUCCUCUGAAAGGUUAUCAUAGCGGGGAUAGUUAGGAGAGACCGGGGAUGGUUGUAACACAGGACAGUUGUAACACUCUCAAUAUCUCUAAUCAGGAACAAGCUAGAAUCAUGUGACUCACUGUGCACUAUUUAUUAUGAAGAAGCAAGACCCUGUGAUAGACUGGCGAUUUUAUUGGAAAAAAUAUGAUUUUGAGGUAGGAAAUGAAACAAAUUGACCAAAUGUAACGGUUUUCUUGAGGUGAAGGAGAGGCGGACCAAAAUGCAGCGUGGUGGUUAUUCAUGUUUAAUUUAAAAAGACACUAUACAUGAAUAAACUAACAAAACAAGAAACGUGAAACCUCAAACCAGCGCUAACUGGUGCAAACACAGAGACAGGAACAAUCACCCACCAACACGGUGGCUACCUAAGUAUGAUUCUCAAUCAGAGACAACUAAUGACACCUGCCUCUGAUUGAGAACCAUACGAGGCCGAAACAUAGAAAUACCCAAAUCAUAGAAAAACAAACAUAGACUGCCCACCCCAACUCACGCCCUGACCAUACUAAAUAAUGACAAAACAAAGGAAAUAAAGGUCAGAACGUGACACCAAAUGUAUUUUGCAGAUAGCAUCACCUGCUUUGUCGUUCACCAAACUUAUCAGGUUUAUAACCAGUGUGUUAUUAUAUUAUAUAUUAUAUGUACGCUAUCAAUGCUAAAGUUUGAUCAUGUGGCUAAAAAUUGAAGAUAGCUCAUGGCUGCAAGGGUCAGGGUUAGCCUAAGGAGGUCUGGGUGCUGGGCAUGCAAAUUGCCCCAGGAGGAAUGCUGCCAGACAUUUUGGUGCUGCAGAAAGAUCACACCUCAAAUCCAGUGGUUAUGAGGUCAAAUCCCAGGUGGAGUUAUAUUUUAGAUGAACAGCUUACCAUUUAUUUUAAAACCACCAUACCAUUACUUUAUUAUAAUGGUUUGGGAUCAUCUGGGACCAUCGUGACGUCCUGACGACUGGUAGAACAAGUGUCUUGAGAACAUCCACUUGCUUAAUCUAUAGUAUGUCACUUUUGUUUUGAGCCAACUUCGCCGUGGGCGUUGAGCGGGGCACCUGGUUCACGCCCGGGAGGCAGCCCGGUUCUAAACCAAAUGCAAUGACUUUUUACCCAGUGCAAACUCCUGCCGGGGCAACCUGUGUCAGAUAAUCAAAUGUCCCUUCAAUAUCUCACAUGCUCACGUUGUCACAUUUUAUCACAUUAACAUCACAGAAAAUGACACGUGAUCACACAAGAUCACACGUGUUCACUUGUGGAAUUCAUGAGGUGUUUUUUUACAUAAGGGACACCACAUUCAGUUGUUUAGUCCAGAUGUUGUUGUUUAGUCCGGAUGUGGUUGUAGUGGUUGAAAAGGGCCAGUUAAUGGAACGUAAAAAAUAGUAAACAUUUUAUGAUUUUUAUUAUUAUUUUAUUAUUUCUGCUGCACAAAAUGUUACCCUCUAUGGGAUCGGUGUCCCCCCCCACAGGACGGUUGAGCUAAUGUGCGCUAAUGUGAUUAGCAUGACAUUUUAAGUAGCAAGAACAUUUCCCAGGACAUAGACAUAUCUGAUAUGGGCAGAAAGUUUAAAUUAUUGUUAAUCUAACUGCACUGUCCAAUUUACAGUAGCUGUUACAGUGAAAUGUUUUUUUUCAUUGUAUUAUCUUUUACCAGACCUAAUGUGUUAUAUUCUCCUACAUUAAUUUCACAUUUCCACAAACUUCAAAGUGUUUAGUUUCAAAUGGUAUCAAGAAUAUACAUAUCUUGCUUCAGGUCCUGAGCUACAGGCAGUUAGAUUUGGGUAUGUCAUUUUAGGCAAAAAAAUAAUAAUUUAAGGGUCUGAUCCUUAAGAGGACGUGGCAAUGUUGUUCUCAUGGUCUCAGUUAGCCUUUCAAUAUUUCGUUGCAUAUCAUGAUUUCUGCAUUUUUUUAACUGUUACAUUUCACCCCAGGCCCUGUUACAACUGACCUGGGAGUUGACAUAAAUUGUAGCAUUUCACUCCUUGUUUGUUUGAUUUAGAGAGAUAACACCUAUACCUAUUGGUAGCAGACCAAGCCGUUCUUAUCACGUGUUUAAUGUAGCGUAGCAGCUCAAACAAUCUCUGAGAAAUUGACAAAAAUGCUAAAAGUGUUAGAACCAUCCCCAGUCUCCCCAAAGUUAUGAAUUCUUCACCAGCACAGAGCAAAUGUUAGUCUUUGGCACACUAUAUAUGCCCUGUUGGAUCAUCUGGUGCCCUUAACUUUGUGUUAAUGAUUUGUCAGUCCUAUUUAUUUCUGAAAUAUUCAAUAUAAUAUACAUUUUAUAUUAUGCUUUUUUGAGAUAUGAUAAGUAGUUUGAUAUAUGAAAAAUUGUGCCAAUUGUUUUCCUGUUUUUGUGCUGAUUUUUCCUGAUUUUGUGCUGUAGGCCUAUUUCUAGGCGAUCAUACAAAUAGAUUAUGUUGUGAAACAAGCUUUCUGUCACACCUUCCUUCCCCAAAUGCUCCAUUCAAGUAAAGAAAAAUGUCACCAGAUGGAUGUGCUAUGAUGAACCCCCCCUCUGUGUUUUUUCUGUAUAGUGAUUCUCAUUGUGCCUAUCCUAAUAUUAUCAGGUUAAUAUCAGAGGUUAAUGUACACAUUUAUUAUUAUUUAAGAAUAAAAUGACUAUGGCUUUGGAUAUGA
Oncorhynchus masou masou (cherry salmon) is the source of this 7995-nucleotide messenger RNA. Its product is annotated as interleukin-3 receptor class 2 subunit beta-like. The record is from RefSeq and is a predicted model, not a curated record. The transcript has 16 exons. Gene Ontology annotation, biological process: cytokine-mediated signaling pathway. Gene Ontology annotation, cellular component: external side of plasma membrane. NCBI's taxonomy places the organism in Eukaryota, Metazoa, Chordata, Actinopteri, Salmoniformes, Salmonidae. The coding region runs from base 682 to 3063 and encodes 793 amino acids. Gene Ontology annotation, molecular function: protein binding; cytokine receptor activity.